Molecule: messenger RNA, 663 nt
Organism: Kwoniella botswanensis
Lineage: Eukaryota; Fungi; Basidiomycota; Tremellomycetes; Tremellales; Cryptococcaceae
Exons: 4
Coding region: 1-663 (220 amino acids)
Source: RefSeq, a predicted model, not a curated record
AUGUCAGAAGCUCCAGUACCGGUUGCAGGGUCGUCCAACGAUCAUGAAUGUUCAGCGGAAGAAACCCCCAUUCUAAGCUAUGAAGAGCUCCUCGCCUGUCUUCCGCCGACACUUGAUCAAUCAAAUCACGAAGAAUGCCUGAAGUUCUGCCAAGAGCCCACCACGACGGAGAAUCAAAUAUGGGCUAUCGUCAGUCUUUUGGCCAAUUAUAUGGCAGAAGGGAUGAAAGAGAACUCCAAGCUGUUGAGGAGAUCUGCCUACAAUGUCAGGAGAAUCGGCAACAUGCAAGUCAACAUGCAACUCUCGGGUAACGAUUAUCCUCUACCUAUCUAUGAAGACAUCAAUGGGAAAAAUCAUCCGGAUGGUAUUGCCAAAAAGUAUCAUCACCUCGAAACGUUCGAUCAGAUUUGCGACCUUCCUCCACCAAUCCUUGACAAAUGGUGUAAAUUCAUCAAUGAAGAAUUAUAUGAGAUAGAGAAAGACCAAGAUCAUUUUUACCGAGCUAAAUCUCUGUAUGCGAGUUUGGGAGGUGCGAGAAAUGCCAGCGUUGAUGCAAGGGAGAAGACCUACGAGAUGAAGAAUACAGAGGGAAGACGCAAGAGGACCAGGAAAGAGGGGAGUGGGAAUGGGGAUAUGACGAAAAAGAAGAGAAAGACGAAAUGA